This is a messenger RNA of Colletotrichum scovillei, 1362 nucleotides long. Its product is annotated as benzoate 4-monooxygenase cytochrome P450. The coding region runs from base 1 to 1362 and encodes 453 amino acids. The transcript is spliced from 5 exons. Lineage: Eukaryota; Fungi; Ascomycota; Sordariomycetes; Glomerellales; Glomerellaceae. Gene Ontology annotation, molecular function: iron ion binding; monooxygenase activity; heme binding. The record is from RefSeq and is a predicted model, not a curated record.
AUGUUUCGGAUCCGCACUCGAGGCUCUCGCGGGUACCUCGAGUAUGUUAAACUAUCGACAAAAUAUGGCGAGCUUGUCCGCAUAGGCCCCAAUGACUUGAUCACGUCUGAUGUACAACUCAUCAGGCGCAUGUCAGCGGCUAAGUCAACUUAUGGACGGAGUAGCUGGUACAAAGCCACCCGGCUGGACCCGUAUCACGACAUGAUGGGCAGCGUACUCGAUAAGUCUGUUCAUCAUGCCUUGAGAACAAAACUGCAGCCGGGAUACCUGGGCAAGGACAUUCCUGGGUUGGAAGCCAGCAUUGAUUCUGGUAUAGCGGACUUGGUGAGCUUGAUUCGAAGAAGCUACGCCACCAAGUUGUCUUCGCGGGAAGCAGGAAAUGCAGAGAUCAUAGGACUUCCGGAGCAGACGGCUGUAGACUUUGGUCGACUCGCACAUUACUACGCCAUGGAUGCUCGCUCGAGGAUGUCGUUUGGACAGCCCCUUGGGCUUCUGCGGAAAGAUUCAGACGUCUUUGGAUUGGUUGCCAUGUCAAAUUUGGCCAUAGACGUCUUGCAGUUCUUUACGGAUAUUCCGCCGCUCCAACGUAUUUUUACAUCGGAUCUUGCUCUACGGCUGCUUGGUCCCAAAACGACAGACAAGAGUGGCUUUGGAAAGAUCAUGGGACUUGCCAAAGAACAUGUUGCCACUCGGUUUAGUCCUGACGGAAAAGAUGAGCCUGACUUACUUGGGUCAUUCAUACGUCGCGGUCUGGAUCAGCGCUCGGCGCAGUCCGAAAUCAUGUUUCCAAUGGUCGCUGGUUCCGACACAGCAGCAAAGGCCAUAAAAUGGACGAUGCACUAUAUACUUUCUGACCUCUCUGUGUAUGGGUCUCUUGUAAAAGAGAUUGAGGAUGCGGUGUCAGAAGGAAGGAUAUCAGACCCCAUCACGUAUCAAGAGGCCCAGAAACUGCCAUACCUUCAAGCAAUCAUAUACGAGUCCCUCCGUGUGAAACCCCCUUUUGCUGGUCUGGUAAUGAAACAGGUUGGGCCCGAGGGUGAUAUCUACAAUGGCAUCAAGCUGCCUGCAGGCACCAGAAUUGGGCACGACGUGACGUCGGCGACCCACGACAAAAGACUCUUUGGCCAAGAUGCUGAGGUAUUCCGACCUGAGCGGUGGCUUGAAGCCGAUGCUGAGACGGUUAAGUCGUGGAAGAAGCAGACUGAGCUCGUGUUUGGUGCUGGCCGAUGGCGAUGCACAGGCAAGUCUGUCGCUUUCUUGGAGUUGAACAAGAUAUUUGUCCAGCUCAUUCGGAACUUUGACUUCCAGUCUUCGGAUACUGAAAUGUUUGUAAAAAUCUCCGAUCGUGGGAAGGUGUACUAG